Molecule: messenger RNA, 1099 nt
Organism: Aedes albopictus (Asian tiger mosquito)
Lineage: Eukaryota; Metazoa; Arthropoda; Insecta; Diptera; Culicidae
Gene: Vps20
Product: charged multivesicular body protein 6
Exons: 4
Coding region: 163-813 (216 amino acids)
Biological process (GO): late endosome to vacuole transport via multivesicular body sorting pathway; vesicle budding from membrane
Cellular component (GO): multivesicular body; ESCRT III complex
Source: RefSeq, a predicted model, not a curated record
AAUAACAAAAAGCAAAAGCUUUACUCAUCUUCAUCCAAAACAGCUGAGCAGUGUAUUUUGUAAAUUAAAUAAGUUUUGUAGGUUCCUUUGAAAUCACUGUGUUAAUUUAAUUAGUAAGUUAAGUUUUUAGAGGAUUUUUUUCAAACUCUUGGGGGUUAAAAAAUGGGGAACUUGUUUGGGAAAUCCAGCAGUAAAGCAAAAGUUAGCAGAGUCACUGAACAGGACAAAGCCGUUCUUCAAUUGAAACAACAACGAGAUAAAUUGAAACAGUAUCAAAAACGGAUCGAGCUACAGCUGGAAAAGGAUCGUGAAAUGGCCAAAAAGUGUCUGGCUACCGGAAGAAAAGAACGAGCGAAAACGUUGCUUCGUAAGAAAAAGUAUCAAGAAAAGCUGCUUACCAAUGCCGAUGCACAAAUUGAAACAAUCGAAAAGCUUGCUUCGGAUAUCGAGUUCGCCCAGGUCGAAGCACAGGUCAUCAGUGGGCUCAAGGUUGGCAACGAGGCCCUGAAGAAGGUGAACGAAAUUCUAUCGAUCGAGGAGGUCGAACAGAUACUGGACGAAACGAGGGAAAGCAUAGAAAAGCAACAGGAAAUUGACGCCUUGCUAAAUGGUGUCCUAACCGAAGAGGACGAGGACGAAGUUUUGGCCGAGCUGGAGGAACUCGUCGGAGGCAAAGACGAGGAAAGAUCCACCGAAAGAGAAGACCUCGAAGAGCGUUUACCCGACGUGCCGGAGGAUGAACCAGUGCAGGAGAAAAAACGAAAGGAAAGAGAACCCGAACGCGCUGGAAAAAAGAUCGCCCUGGAGGCUUAAAUGGUGAUAGGGGUAGGACGACUCGGUGUGAAAAGCAAAACCGAAAACGUUUUGGAUACUUAGACCUGUUCAACACGACCGAUGUUGAAUGAUCGAUUCACUACUCUAACUAACUGAUAAGAACUGAUCCGUCGAUGCGCCGGAUGUGCCGGAUGUGCAAAACAAUUUAAUUUGUACUAAAGCCAUUAUUUUUUGUUGCCGAUAUAUGAAAAGAACUCGUAAGUUCCGCUUUAUACGCAAUUUGGUGGAAUGCUUUUCGAUUAAAAUGGGAUUGCGUAUUUUCAAA